Messenger RNA from Scylla paramamosain (green mud crab), 2346 nucleotides. RefSeq lists its product as uncharacterized. Lineage: Eukaryota; Metazoa; Arthropoda; Malacostraca; Decapoda; Portunidae. The coding region runs from base 390 to 1760 and encodes 456 amino acids. The transcript is spliced from 4 exons. The record is from RefSeq and is a predicted model, not a curated record.
UCCUUUCUUCAGUACCACCAGCCUUCCCUUACAACAACAGCUGCCCCUGGAAGGACUCCCUCACUCACAGCACCCAUCCAAACACACACGUACAUAACAUACGCACAUAAACACACAAAUAUCCACGUACAUUCAUAGACUCACGUACACACACGUAGAACAAACACUGAUUUCUCUAAAUGGUGAUGUUUUUCUGACUGACUAAUAGACAGAAUGACUAACUGACUCAUCUUCUCUGCUCACGAAAUCCAUGACACACACACACACACACACACACACACACACACACACAAUCUCCGUCACAUACCUCCUAUUGCGUCACAUCACCACCGUCAGCACCUUCAUGAACCCCACAGACUCAUAAGACAUCUUGAUUCUGACUGGUGAGGAUGGCUGUGGGUAGUGGGGGUGGAGGUGGUGGCGGUGGAAGAAUGGUGGUAGCAAUAGUUGUGGUGAUGUCGGCAGUGGUCAGCCCCGCCGUAGGUCAGACUGUUGAUGGUGAUGGUGGUGAUGGUGUUGGUGGUGGCAUUUUUCAGCUCUACAAGUCGUGCGGGGCGUCCAUUAAUGUAUCUAACUUGGCGGUGGAGAGGACGAUGUGGCUGCGGGGAGCGGGAGAGGAAGUCACCCUCACUACUUUAAGAAACUCCAGUGAGCCUUGCGUCCUGCCGCCCAACGCCUCCCAUCAGGUGACGGUCGGCAUUCAUCUGCAGGUGCACGUGGGAAGCGCUGCAGGAGAGGAGGAGGAGGAGGAUGAGGAGGACAAGGACGUGUGUAACUUCGUCAGACACGCUGUGUUUGUGCUUCCCAAGGGCGUCCUUAUGGUGUCCUGUCUGGCGGACAAAACGAAAGCCGAGGCGGAGAUGCUCGGCGCUGAGGGGUCUUCCAGCAACGCACCACCUCGUCCCAAGCCACAAGGCCGCGCCCUGGAUCCUCCUUCCACUGCAGACAAACCAGACCACACCCCCACCACAACCCCGCCAUCAAGUUCUCAAGCGCCUCCUGCAGCAGCGACAAGAUUUGAGCCGUUCAGCACCGGGACACGAGUUGAGGGUUUGGACACCACCCUCACGGCGAUUGGAGCCCAUUUCUCCACCGAAGCUCCACCUCUGACCGACGACAGGGGAAUGUGGACAACGCUAGGGCAGGACACUACUCUAAAAGAAGGCACGACGCGAUGGCAGGAGAUGACGGAGAUGCCGACAAGCACUCCUGAGUACGUGAUCGAGAGCCGAACGGCAGAGGCAACUGAUGGCAACACAAAAUCGCCAUCGCCUGGCAGCAGCAGCAGCAGCAGCACGCAGAACACAGGCCAGGCAGGGAAGAUACCACCGUUGUUAAGGACACGCCCACCACUAAUCAGAAACGAAAACAUCUCUGUCCGGGAACUGACGGCGCAGAGUGGCGGCCAGGUGUCUGAGGAACAGGUUUCUGGCGAUCACGACGACCACGUCAUCUACUUCGCAGGGGCGGGGGCGGGCGUGGGGGUGCUGGUGCUGGGCGUGGUGGUGGUGGUCUGCGUGGCUUACUAUCGGAGUCGUAAGGUGAAAAAAAUGAAUCCCACGGACAUGUUCAUGAGCGGCGGGUACCAGGACUCCUUGAACAGCCUGAGCGGCAGUCAUGGUGCCUACCUCAAUGCCCACGUCAUGUACUCCGGCGCCGACCCAGAGUUUGCGGAGUCCUUUGAGCUGGAGGAGCGGAUCAUGAACAGCAAUAUAUCCUACUCCGCCCACGACAUUCCCAAGUGCCUUAAGGGACCCUAGGACCGUAUUUUGAAACACUUUUGCGCUGCACCUCCACUACGUACUUUCAAAAGCCUCUCGCUGAAGUGACGCGGGUUUUCACUGUUCUCUUGACAGAUCUAUAAAAUUUCUAUAUUAUUAACAGGAGAAACACUCUUGAGAAACUGCCUAAUCAUCUCUGUGGCCUUGGAAAAUAGUUGUGGUGAGAGAGCAAAAGGCAAGGCGUUUCUGAAUACGGGUCCGGGAGUGGCCGUGACCUGAGGGCGGCCAGUACUCGCGGCGCCAGGCGGAUGUUACUGUGAGCUCCUGAAGUGUUGUGUGCGUGAGACGAAGGUGCGGACAGACGAGUGUUAUGAUAGGAUGCCCGUGUAUGUAUUAUAAACCCAUUUUCCCUUUGCUUUUGUUAUCAUUAUUACCAUUAUUUAUCAUUGAUGUAUUUAAUUUGCAUGUACGACGCCUCUCGUUCCCCUUUUGUUUUCGAUCACUCUUCAGGUGGGGUUUCUUCCCGCGCGCGCCCGUUGUUCCUCAGGCAGUCAGCGGCCAGCCUCUGGGCAAUAAAGGUUAUACUCUGUACUUGGCAGUCUUGUUAUUAUACUGGGAGAUAUUU